Messenger RNA from Cannabis sativa, 1731 nucleotides. RefSeq lists its product as uncharacterized. The transcript is spliced from 3 exons. Bases 1 to 1731 code for a protein of 576 amino acids. The record is from RefSeq and is a predicted model, not a curated record. Gene Ontology annotation, biological process: proteolysis. NCBI's taxonomy places the organism in Eukaryota, Viridiplantae, Streptophyta, Magnoliopsida, Rosales, Cannabaceae. Gene Ontology annotation, molecular function: aspartic-type endopeptidase activity.
AUGUCUCCAAGAGCAUCAGUUCGAAUCAACGGCAAUAGAAACAUCCACGUGGAUGCAGCUCCAGCACCCGCAAGGGGCGGAGGCCGAGGUGAUGGUCGACGCGGAGGCCGACGUGGCGGCCAAAGCGGUAGGGGAGGUAGACAAGGAGCAUCAGUAGCACCGGUAGAUGAAGUAGCACUCGAACAACAACAAGCACCUCCCAAUGCUCAAGCUGAGAUACUCCAAGAAAACGCUCGUAUACGUGAGGAGCUAACUCAAGAAAUUUCAAGGCUACGAGCUCAGAAUGAGGAGUUACGCCGGAAUCAAAAUCCACUCGUUAGAAACCUAGCUCUUCAACCAGCUGCAAUGAAUCCAGAACCAAUACAACGUUUUGAACCUGUGUACGAGCGAUUUAGGAAACAACAACCACCAAUAUUCAAUGGGAGCUCGGACUCACUUGAAGCUGAGGAAUGGUUGCGCUCAGUGGAGUCCAUAUUGGAAUAUAUGGACCUCAAUGAUAGGGAAAGAGUAUCCUGUGCUGCCAGCCUACUUAAAAAGGAUGCACGGAUCUGGAAGUACUACAGUGCCGCCAUACUGGCUGCAAAAGAAGAUGAGUUUAUGAAUCUGAGGCAGAACAAUCUCACUAUCACGGAGUAUGCUAGGCAAUUUGACCGUCUGGCAAAGUUUGCACAAGAGAUCGUACCAACCGAGGCCCUUCGGGUCAAAAGGUUCUUGAAGGGGAUGAACCCCAUGAUAAAAAAAGAUGUGAAAAUCAUGGUGGGGACCAACACAGUUUAUGCUGAGGUGUUAGAGAAAGCUCAUGAAGCUGAGUUGCUCGAAAAUGAUAUAAAGAAGGAGAAUGCUGCUAAGUGGGAAGCCCGAAGAAACAAUGGAGGAAAUCAAGAGAAUAAGAGAAAACACGAGGGAAAUCACGGUAAUGAUCGUGAUAAAAAGGGGAAAGCAGUGGUCCAAAAUAACAACAAUGGGGUGAAAAGGUCCUAUGUAGAAUUCCCAAUUUGCCCCUCAUGCAAUAGAAAACAUCUUGGGGAGUGUAAGAUGAAAGGAGAAGUGGCCACAAGCAACACUGUUGUCUCAGGUCAGGUUUCUAAUUACGGAUUGCCUUGUAAUGUUCUCUUUGAUUCUGGAGCUACUCAUUCUUAUAUAGCUACUAGGUUGAUUGAUAGUAUAGAUAAGCCAUGUGACCUACUUAGAUGUGGGAUUGUGACGGAAUUACCCUCGGGAGAAACCAUGCUAUCAACAAGAAGAAUGCGAGAUGUACCUAUCAUAAUCGAAAGCAAAGAACUCAUGGGCGACCUAAUAGAGUUGGGAAUAAAGGAAUAUGAUGUUAUACUUGGGAUGGAUUGGCUAUCUAGUCACGGUGCGACAAUCAAUUGCCGAAAGAAACUGAUCGUUUUUGAAACAAAGGCUGGGGAUCGAUUUAUAUUCAAGGGCGACAAGCUAGCCCUUAGGACUCCAUUAAUCUCUUCCCUGAAAGCUAGUCAGCUAAUGAAGGCGGGAUGCAUGGCAUUCUUGGCCAGCGUAGUGGAUCGAGCAAUAGAGACGCAACUAAAUGUGGAGAACGUGCACAUAGUCUGUGAAUUUCCAGAGGUCUUUCCAGAAGAUCUACCGGGACUACCUCCAGACAGAGAGGUGGAGUUCAUCAUCGAAUUAGCCCCAGGGACUAAUCCAAUUUCAAAGGCUCCAUACAGAAUGGCACCUAAUGAGCUAAAAGAGCUUAAAAUACAACUAUAG